Messenger RNA from Metschnikowia bicuspidata var. bicuspidata NRRL YB-4993, 1530 nucleotides. RefSeq lists its product as uncharacterized. Bases 1 to 1530 code for a protein of 509 amino acids. Gene Ontology annotation, molecular function: mannosyltransferase activity. The record is from RefSeq and is a predicted model, not a curated record. The transcript has a single exon. Lineage: Eukaryota; Fungi; Ascomycota; Pichiomycetes; Serinales; Metschnikowiaceae.
AUGGCGUCAGAGGUGAAAACACUUCCUCCCCAUGAAACAGGAAAUUUCAGCUCCACUCAAGACACUGUGUUUGGGCCGGCCCGAAACCAAAAGUGCGAGGAACUGGGCAAGGUUACCGAGUUGUUUCGAGACGAGAGUGUAAAUCUUCCUCUCAAUCUCACUAAUAUAUUUCACAUUUUCCGCGAGGAGGCCCUCAAAUACGGUGACACUUAUAACCAGCAUCUCAUACCGGUGCUAGAGCCGUUCAUGGUUGAGGAGAAAUUCGAAACAGCGUGGUACCGGCUUUCCGGGUCUUCGGUGUGGCUUAAGGAUUACAACGUGCAUCUAGUUGUAUCCCGACUACUAGUAUCCGAGUUCGAAUUGCAGGACCACCCCAGAUUGAGCGUGCUGCUUGCCCAGGUUUUCGACGAGGCCUGGAACGAAAUCGAUGACGUGCGCUUGGUAUUCCCCACCAACAACGUGGAAGGCUCGCCUGGCUUUGAGACUGGCGACGCCCAUUUUCACCUGUUCCGGUUUCCCCGGAUUCUCCCCCUCCCUUUUGACAUUGGCCAGGUGCACAAAUACUGGGGAGCGGAGGAUCCACGCAUGACUCUUGUGACAAACAAGAACGGGCACCAAGAGCCACUCAUUACGUUCAACGCGUUUCAUGUGAAAAGCGAUAUUGACAAGAGCCAACCUGAUGUGGAGGGCAAACGAUCGAUAUUCAUGAGUCUCCCAUUCCAGUUUCAGAGAGGAAAACAGAUCGAGGCCGCGGACACGGAUGCCACCACUGAGCAGUGGUUUGCUCGCACCAGGCAACUACGUAUAGAGGGAGAGCAGGAACAGAAGAUCGAUAAAAACUGGGUGCCUUUUGUCACGGGAGCAGAUGGGCCCAAUGAGCACGUGAUGUUUGCUGCUCUGCUCGAUCCGCUAAAAGUCAUCAGGUGUGAUUUGUGGACUAAUAACACCGAGUGUGCCUUGGAGCAUGCUGAGCCAGGCGAAGUUGGUCGUCUCCGAGGAGGCACGCCUCUCACCAGUGUGAAAAUUAUUGAAGAGGAAGACAGGGAGUAUUUUGUUGGGCUCGCCAGGGCCAAUUUGCAGAAAUGCGGGUGUGGAAACAAGUUUUACAGGCCGAAUAUUGUGGUCCUUGCCCGAACGGGCAAACGAUGGAAACUUACGCGUGUGUCUUCUUUCGUGGAUCUUGGCAUGGAGAUUCAACUUUGGCGACUCAAUGAAAACGUAUGCACGAGAGUCAACGCCAUGAUCCCGAACGGCAUAGAGUUUUGGGAUCUUCAGAACGACAUCAUGAGCGUCGAGGCAUCCGUGUCUGACAAGACUGUGGAGCGUGUCCACCUAAAAGGCGUGCUAAAAGCUUUGGAGGAUAUGAAUUAUCUAGAAAUACCAGGCAACAUUGGGAUGGAGAGCCCAGUGCAUUGUGCUUUGAAAGCCAGUGCGGAUUUCUGCAAAGCUUACGGAGACUUACACCUGAGGCCUCUUGCCGAGAAAACUUCCAAAACAAUACGAGCAGCCAUCUUUGGCGAGACCCACUAA